Messenger RNA from Carya illinoinensis, 7355 nucleotides. RefSeq names its product putative disease resistance RPP13-like protein 1. The record is from RefSeq and is a predicted model, not a curated record. NCBI's taxonomy places the organism in Eukaryota, Viridiplantae, Streptophyta, Magnoliopsida, Fagales, Juglandaceae. Gene Ontology annotation, molecular function: protein binding; ADP binding. Gene Ontology annotation, biological process: defense response to other organism. The transcript is spliced from 2 exons. The coding region runs from base 127 to 3660 and encodes 1177 amino acids.
UGACUUCACCAAUUCGUCCAAAUAUCAGCAACGCUUCAUGUACUUGCAAUCACACUUUGCUCUCUGCUCUGCUCUUUGCAAUCUCACCUUCCUUCAUUUGCUUUUUCACCUUUCAAAGAAAAAAACAUGGCCCAAUUAGUAGGAGGAGCGCUUCUCUCUGCCUUCCUUCAAGUGUUAUUUGAUAGGAUGGCAUCCCGCGAGUUUGUUGAUUUCCUAAGGGGACAAAAACCGAGUGAUGAACUCUUGUACAAGUUGAAGAAUGUAUUGCUAUCUGUGGGAGAGGUGCUCGAAGAUGCUGAGGACAAACAAGUUACGAAUUCUAGUGUGAAAACAUGGCUUGAUGAGCUGAAGGAUGCUGUCUAUGAUGCAGAGGACGUCUUGGAUGAGAUUGCUACAAAAGCCUUACAAAACAAAUUAGAUGCGGAAUUUGGAGCCAAUAUUGCCAGUAAGGUACGAAACUGCAUCCAUACUUCUCUUUUUUUUAAGAAAAUAGAAGUAAGGAUAAAAGGGGUACUUGGCAGAUUAGAAAAUCUAGCAAGUCAACAGAAUGUCAUGGGUCUAGUACAAGCUAGUACGGUCAGAAGGAAAGCAUCUGAAAGAUUGCCCACUACUUGUUUAGUAGAAGAUUCAGAAAUUUGUGGUAGAAAUGAUGAUGUGGAUGAAAUAAUUAAUAACUUACUUUCGGAUGGUGCUAGUGACAAUAAGAUAGGUGUGAUUGCCAUAGUCGGCAUGGGGGGAAUGGGCAAGACCACCCUUGCGCAGCUUGUGUACAAUGACAACAGCAUCCAAAAGCAUUUUGACCUUGUAGCAUGGGUUUGUGUUUCAGAAGAAUUUGAUAUGUUUAAAGUAACGAAAACAAUUCUAGAAGCAGUAACUUCUUUGACCAGUGAUAUUCAAGAUCUAAAUCGGCUUCAACUUCAACUAAAGGAGAAAUUGAUGGGAAAGAAAUUCCUAUUGGUCUUGGAUGAUGUUUGGAAUAGGAAUUACACUGAUUUGGAGAUAUUAAGCCACCCCUUUAAAUAUGGGGCCCAAGGAAGUAGGAUCAUUGUAACAACGCGCGAUCUUGGUGUUGCAUCAGUCAUGAGUACUUUUCCAAUCCAUCAUCUAAAGGAGUUACAAGAGGAGGAUUGUUGGGAACUAUUUGCAAGACAUGCAUUUCAUGAUGCUAACUCCUAUAUGCAUUCAGACUUUGAAGAGUUGGGUCGACAAAUUGUAGAAAAAUGUAAAGGUCUACCUUUAGCAAUAAAGCUAAUUGGGGCCCUCUUGCGAGACAAAGUUGAUGUUAGUGAAUGGGAUAAGGUUUUGAAUAGUGAGAUAUGGAGUUUGUCAAAUGAAAUUCUUCCUGCUCUAAGAUUAAGCUAUAAACACCUUCCCUCAUAUAUAAAACGGUGCUUUGCUUACUGUUCAAUAUUUCCAAAAGACUAUGCCUUCAAAAAAGAUCAGUUAGUUCUAUUAUGGAUGGCAGAAGGUCUUCUCCACGAAACUGAAAACAAAACAAUGGAAGAAAUUGGUGAUGAUUGUUUUGUCACUCUGGUAUCAAGAUCAUUAUUUCAAAAGUCGAUUGAGGAUGAAUUUAACUUUAUGAUGCAUGAUCUCAUCAAUGACUUGGCAAAAUUUUUAUCAGGUGAAUUUACAUUUAGAUUGGAGGUUGAUAUUUCUCACCGAAUCGUUAACAAGACUCGUCAUGUGUCAUAUGCUAAAGAUAUGUAUGAAAACUUCCAGAAGUUCAAGGCUCUUCAAGAAGCUACGCAAUUGCGUACAUUUUUCGCAUUAGAAUCGUCAACAUGUUGUUUCUACACAACUAAAAAACUAUUGCGUGAUUUGUUGCCAAUGUUAAGUUGUUUACGGGUGGUCUCCCUAUCUAACAAUUGGGAAAUGCUGGAGUUGCCAGAAUCAAUUGGAAAAAUGACACAGUUAAGUUAUUUGGACAUUUCUCAUACGUUACUAAUUGAAAGGUUGCCUGAUUCUUUAUGUAAGUUGUACAAUUUGCAAACAUUGAAGUUAUCUCAUUGUGGAGCUCUUGAAACAUUGCCUAGAGACAUGCACAAACUUGUUAAUUUACGUCAUCUUGAUUUGACUGAAACUCCCAUAAUCGAGAUACCGAUACAUAUGGGCAAACUAAAAUGUCUCCAGACAUUAACCAUGUUUGUCGUUAGCAAGCGCACUGGGUCUAGCAUUAGAGAAUUGGGAAAGCUUGCAAAUCUUCGAGGAGCACUUUCUAUCUUGGAUCUUGAAAAUGUUGAAUCUUUGACCGAUGCACAAGGUGCAUGCUUGACGAAUAAAAGGAACCUUAAAGAGUUGGCAUUAAACUGGACAGCAGGUUCAAAUACUGAGAUUUCAGAAAGCCAAAGAGAUGUACUCAACGGUCUCCAACCAUACAGAAACCUGAAAAGUCUCACUAUAAAUUACUACAUGGGCGGAGGUUUUCCAACUUGGGUAGGAAAUCCUUCAUUCUCUAAUGUAACAUCUAUUCAUCUGAGAUAUUGUAAAUAUUGUUGCAGCUUACCAGCACUUGGGCAGCUACCCUCUUUACAAAAUCUCUCUAUUGUUGGUUUUGAUGGAAUUGUAGUAGUGGGUGAAGAGUUAUACGGAAGUACUGGUUCUUAUUAUAUUAAGUCAUUUGGGGCAUUAAAAGUUUUAAAAUUUGAGCAGAUGUUGAAUUGGGAGAAAUGGAUUUCCUUUGGUGCUGAAAAUGAAGGAGCUUUCCAUCGUCUCGAGGAGCUUUAUAUUCGGAAAUGCUCAAAGCUAAUGGGAGAUCUGCCUAUUCACCUUCCUUCUUUGGGUAUUCUUGAGAUUAUGGACUGUCCGAAGAUGCUGGCUUCACUCCCUAGGGCUCCGGCUAUAUGUCAAUUGAAGUUGAAGCUGACAAAUUGUAACGAGGAUAUAUUAAGGGAAUUGCCAAUUCAUGUAAAGAAGAAGCUAACAAUUGGAGGAUUUGAUGCUGUGGAUAUGAGUAACAUUUUCUCACAUAUGUCUAUUCCAGUGGGUGGUCUACCCUCUGCAUUAAAAACUCUUGAAAUAAACAAUUGUAAGAAAUUGGGGCUCCCAACAAACUUGUACUAUUCAUGCCUUGAAGUUUUGAAAUUGUUCGGUUGUGAUUCUCUGCAGUCCAUUCCAAUGGAUUUAUUCCUAAAUGUCAAGGAUCUGAAAAUCCAAAGUUGUAUGAAUCUAGAAUCUCUUACCAUUGCAGAACAACAUCAACAUGAUUUAGUGGCCUUGUUGUCUCUAACUAUCGAAGAGUGUCCUAAUUUUGGGUCGUUUCCGAGAGGAGGAUUGCACGCCACCAAUCUUGGGAAGUUACAGAUCCAUUAUUGUGAGAGUUUGAGAUUGCUACCUGAUAAGAUGUACAUGCUCCUUCCAUCUCUUACUCAAUUUUUUAUAUUCCGGUGUACAAAUAUUGAGACACUUCCAGAAGGGGGCUUGCCUUCCAGUCUGAAUUUCAUUGAUAUUUGGAAUUGUGAGAAACUCGUUGAGAGUCGGAUGGAGUGGAAUUUGCAAAAUCUUGCCUAUCUUAGAUAUUUGAAUAUUAGAGGCGGAUCAGAAGAUGUGGUGUCUUUUCCAGAGAAGGGGUUGCUUCCCACAAAUCUGAUCAUUUUGGAUAUUUGUGGAUUCCCAAAUUUGACGUUGUUCGACAAGAAAGGAUCUCUUGUUGUCCUUUAAUGAAGAGAAGGUGGAAAAGAAGAAAAGGAAAAGAAUGGCGCAGGCUGCUUGCUCACAUCCCCUACAAAAUAGUUGAUGAUGAAUUGAUUGAGUGAGCCAACCAAAAGUCUAUCAAAACAUGGGUAAGGUAUUUACUCUAUUAUAGAUGUUAUACCAUUUUGAUCUCGUUUAGCUUUGCGUAGAUGCUAUUUUUGAUGAAUCACACACUACAUAAAGAGUAAUAGUAAAGAUCAGUCACCACCAAUACUAGCGGACCUAAAUAUUAAUCAUAAUUUUUUGAAGAUUAAAUACACCCUUGUUUUUAAUCAUAAUUUUUUAAAUAUAGAAAAUGGCCCCCCAAAAAACAUUUAUAAUCCCAUAUGCUUUGCAAAAUUUUAUAAAAUUUCAAUAUAUUUAGAUAUGCCUCCCCAAUUUUUUUUGUAUAGUCCUACAAUUUUGUAUAAUUUCUAUAUAUUAUUUAUUUUCAAGAUUGUGGUCUCACUAAAAUUAAAUCAAAACUAAGUUUAAGAGAAAUAAUAAAAUUAUUAAUAUGGAUCCCGAAAUUUUUGUUAUACAAUAUUAGGCUUCCUAAUAUGGAAUCCAAAGUGAGAGUAGAAAGUAUUAGGAAGCCUAAUAUGGAGCACGAAUCCUAUUUUCUAUGAGCAUAUAGAGUUGGAUUGCCAUUUUGUUUGAGAAAAGGCCCGACCUAGAGUCAUUACCCCUGUCCACAUAGCCUCAAAAUUUCAAUUGGCAGACAUCUUCACUAAGGCUCUAUCAUCCUCUUAUUUUCAGUUUUUAUUGUCCAAGAUGGGAAUCCUAAACAUCUCUGCCCAUCUUAAGGGGAAGUAUCACGAAAUGAGGUAUGAUGGGAAGGAUCACAGACAAAAGGAAUACAAAGGAUUAGGAAGUCUAAUAUGGAGCACACAAUGUAAUCAAUGGCUCCUAUGUCCAUGAUCCAUGGUGUGCUGUGAACAUCAUAGUGCUUAGGAUGAGAGGGUGAAUUGUGUUUAUGAGGGUGCAAAAUGUUGAAUUGAGAAGGAUUAGUGAAGGUGGAGAGAUAGUGAUUAUUACUUGCUAGGUUUGAGUAAGGAGUGAUCAAGGGAUCUAGUUCUAAAGUUGAUGGCUUGAUAGAGGCUGGAGUAGGCAAUAUGGCUUGACAAGGUCCAUAAGAUGUUGUGCUUGUGCCUGAGAGAGGUUCAAUUGAGAAAUACUUGGAGUGGGUGCUUCAUGAGGUGAACUAGUAGUUUGAGCAGUGACUUGAUUUGCAGCAUAAGGUGCAGCAGAGGUUCCUUUGGUUUUGGCAAACUUGAAGUUUGGUGGGAAUCCCACCAAUCUAUAGCAUUUAUCUUUCGUGUGCCCAACCUUGCCACAGUGGUGCCAAACCAAUUCCGACUUAUCCUUUUUCUUUGAAAAAUUUUAAUAGGCAAGUAGGGCAAAGGGUUUUGAGGUAGGCAAGGCUGUGUUUCUUGCUUGCCUUUGCCUUUUCUCUUGCAAAAUCAAUGAAAAAGUCUUAUCUAAUGAGGGCAAAGGACUUAGAAGAAUGAUUUGUCCCCUUACAACAUCAUAGUUGUCAUUCAAACCGAUUAGAAACUUAAACAUAUAGUUUCUUUGUUGGGCUUCACCAACCUUUUUCAAAGUAUCACAGGUACAUUUACCACAAGAACAACAUGGAAGAGGUCUAUAGCUAUAUAGUUCUUCUCAAAUGGCAUUAAACUGUGUGAAAUAAUCACUUAUAGAGAUGUGUCCUCGCAGAAUGCCACUGAGCUUGUGUUGAAUGUGAUAGAUUUGAGCUUCAUCAGGUUGUGCAAAACGUUCCUUGAGCUUGUCCCAAACCUGUUUAGCUGAAGUCAUAAAAAACACAUUAGAUGGAAUGUAUUUGGAGACAUAAUUCAGAAUCCAUGCAAGGAGGAUGUUAUUGCAUCUUAGCCAUGAAAUGUAGGAAGGAUCUGAUAGGUUAGGGAUGGUGAUUGAGCCAUCCAAAAAACCUGACUUGUUCUUGAUGGAGAUGGAAAGUAAAAAAGAUCUGCUCCAUGAGAUGUAGUUUGAACCAGUUAAUGGGGGUAAUACAAUGACAGUAUUAGCAUUGUCACUAUGGUGUAAGAAAAAUAGGCUAUUUGGAUCCUCAAUGAGAGAAGAAGGAGAAGAGGAAGAGGAGGAUAGCAGGAUAAAAUUCUUGCUCUGAUACCAUGUUAAAAACAUAAUAGAAACUCAAAAUAAAGAGAUGGUGAGCACUGAAGUUCCUUUCUCAUUGAUAUGUUUAAAUGAUACAAAAAUAGUAGAUAUAUAUACAUUACAAAAGCUAGAAAGAAAGAGUUCUAAAAUUAAUUUUUGAUCUUCUGUUUGUGUACAAGUAAUCAUCUGCAACAGUAUGGACAGUAGUAGAGGUAAUGCUUUGACAUUGAGCUUCCUGAUAUCUGCAUUCUAUUGUAGCUAUGUAAUUCAUAAUUCAGACUUGCUUUUCUAUGCCAGUGCCUUUUUACAUUCCUACUGCCUUUUCAGUUCAUGUGUGUUGCAAUAUGCUUCUCAUCCACUUUUUCUGUUGCACGUAUUUCUUGUGUGUUGCAAUAUGAUUGCUUAGUUACUUUGUAUUCCUUUUGUUUAUGAUCCUUCCCAUCAUACCUCAUUUCAUGAUAUGGUGAUCUAUGUGAAAAAUAGUUGAGGUGUUUUAUAGUUUAGACUUUAUUGAGCAAGAAAAAAGUUAUUUAAGAUCUCUUUUAUAAUAUUAUAGGCUUAGUGUGCUUGAAAAUAUCUAGAAUUUAUAUAUUAAACUUAAUAAACUAACUUACAUACUAGAAUAAAAGAUGACAUUCUAAAAGAUCACUUGAUAGUUUCUAUUAAGCAAAUAAAUUCUAAAUAUUUCAUUAUAAAAAUAAUAAUUGAAUAUUAUUCCAUGAAACAUUAACGUCAAAAAUCUAAAACAUAUAUUAAGACAUUUUAUUUUUAGAAUUUUAUUUCUACGUGUAUAUGGCAUAUUAUCGAGAUCUAAUUUUAUAUAUAACUAUUUUUUUUUUCAAUCUCAAUGAGUCACAUACUUGAAAAUUUGGCUCCCUUCAAAAAAAUUGCUGGUUGCGCCAUUGGUUGCUACUAUUUUUUUGUCUCUUUGGAUGUCAGUGGAGCUGUUGUCAAUUUAGGGAUAGGAGGCAAAACCAUUAUGUUGAUCGGAAGCUCAGAAUUUUGAGUAGAAAAAACAUUUUGGAUGACUGUAAAAGCAAGGGACUACCUUGUUCUAUUUUUUGUUUUUCAUGGUUGGUCUUCCAUGUGAUAUUUUUUUUUUCACUUGUUAAUUUGCAGACACGUGACAUGAUCAAUGUGGGCAGGAGUAAAUUGACAUUGAAAUCAUGAAAAAUGACUGUUCAUCUACACUGAAGUUUUGCCUUGUCAAAUUGUAACAUGUUGGAAGCUGAGAAGAGUUGAGAUGAGAAGCUAAUAUAUUAGCAACUAACAAGUGGAAUUGGAACAUUCCGUGGAACGAUGUUUUAGAAUGCUAGUUAACUUUCAGGAUACGACGACAAUUGGCUUUAUAUUGAAACUGUUUUCAUUGCAACUGUUCCCUUUUUUUUUUCAUGAUCUGUUGGAUUUAUGUAGUUUGCUUGAUUCAGAAAUUCAAUUAUUGUGAUUUCAAUUCGCCCUCAAGUACUUCUGCUCCGAAUUGUAAUGUUUCAAGUGAUAGAGACAUAUAAAGUGAAUUCUACAAUAUCUAUCGAACAAUUCUAUCA